This is a messenger RNA of Anopheles merus, 953 nucleotides long. RefSeq lists its product as uncharacterized. Lineage: Eukaryota; Metazoa; Arthropoda; Insecta; Diptera; Culicidae. Gene Ontology annotation, molecular function: chitin binding. Bases 288 to 794 code for a protein of 168 amino acids. Gene Ontology annotation, cellular component: extracellular region. The transcript is spliced from 2 exons. The record is from RefSeq and is a predicted model, not a curated record.
UACUCCAACCAAGCACGCCUCUGUCUCGUUCGUAGAAAUGGUUAUUUUACAGUCGUACGGGUUUAUAUGUGCAGUUCACUGUGGCUGUUUUGUUUCUGCUCCCACCACACUGAACAUCGAAGUUUGAUCUGAGUGCUGAGUUGUUGUUGUCUUCCAGAGGCUUGCUAGAAGAUCGUUCGUCUCCAAUGGAAUUUAGCAAGCAAGCAGGAAGCAAUAUAAGAGCAAAACAGUUGGAAAAUCGGAAGUUAAAACUUGCGUGAGUGCGGUGCCGUGCGGGUUGAUGGAAGAUGGUCCUCCCGAUUAUUUUGCUGCUUUUGCUAGCGGUCAACCCAAGCCAAGAAGCGGUCGAACCGAUCCUGCUCGACAAUGGCCUGUGUCCGGUGGCCCGGUGCGUGACGUACGAUGAGGUGAACACACUGUGGGCCGUCCCGGACGCGGCCUACUUCCAGCAGUGUCGGCGUGUGCCGACCGGUGGUUGGGCCCUCCAGCUAAUGCCCUGUGCCCCUGGCACGCUGUUCAGCUACAAGCAGCAGGUGUGCGUGUUGCCGGUGUACUGGAAGGGCUGUGCGGCGCUGCCGGAUGAGCAGCGGUGUGCGGCGCCACGGUGCGGCACGUACAAGGAGGUGAACACACUCUGGGUGCACGAAUCAUCGGACAAAUUCUACCAGUGCCGGAGGAUCAAUGGCACCUGGGCCCCGCUGGCGCUACCCUGUGCACCGGGCACCCUGUACAGCUUCAAGCAUCAGGUGUGCGUGUUGCCAUCUAUGUGGGAGGCAUCAUGUAACGAUGAGUAAGGUAGACAACUCGGGAGGGGGAAGGAGAGAGGAGAUUGUAUUGCAGAAGUAUUAUUUUAUUUGAAAAUUCUCAUUAUUUAUCAAAUUAUAGAUUAGAUUAACUAAGUAUAUCAAGAUGUAGAAAUAAAUAUGAGCCUUUUUAUCCACAAAUGAAGGUUU